CGAGUAAUAGACCUCCGGAUGAUGCAGCUGCUUUCAUUCUCUCGCUGGAUAAUAGGAUCCUGAUCUCGUUCCUUUCAUCCCAAAGAGCUGGCUUGCGGCUUUUUGUUUUCUCUGUCUCACCAUCUCACCAUCAUCGGCGCAUCUUGUGCCACUCUUGUUUCAGCCGCCCCCGACUCCAUCCAGACUGCGCCCCGGUCCAAGAAUAUACUGCACCCGCAGCCCGCUAUACGAGUACAGAUCCUGCCACCGCGCCUGGAGUGUUGGCAAGGGGCUAUCAACAGUCCAGGAUCUUCACUGACUGAUCGAACUCAUCCAUCCACUCGUUUGGCCAUCUCCUUUGCACAUUCAAUCCUUGAAUUAGAUCUGGUGUACGCCGACACUCUCGUUUGCAAGCAAGGGCCCGUCUCGCAUCGGGGAGCCGCAGCCGCAAUACAAUGUCCAAUGGAAGGACAUUCUCCUUUGAAAGAAAUGACAACUAUAAUGUGAAUGCGCAAGGGCAGGAGCCCCAGCCAUAUCAGCCUCACGCUUACCAAGACGACCUUGCGAGAGACAUCACCUCUCCUCCUCCCCGUUAUGCCUCUCCGUCACCACAACCUCAACGCUUUCCAGAACCUACCUCCCCUUCAACUUCCCCACGACGACGUCCCAUUCCUCAAGACACCUACCUCCUAAGCGACUCUACUCCCACCCGAGGCCCCGCGAUCCAACAGCCUCCUCAAGACUUUGACGACCUACCCGCACCCCCUCCUCCUCCCCAUAGAACCAGCCCGACCCGCAUGUCGAGAGAGGGCGGCGGGUUCUCUCAACCCUACCGACCAUACACAGAUGGUAACGGACCAGUAGACCAUUACAGAGAACAAGUCACAGGAGGUGGACUACAAUCAGUAGCACAAGGUGUGGCAGAUGGUCGUCCGAGAGAAAGCGGUCUAGAUGCAGUACGGUCGAUGCCUCGGUCCUAUUCUCCAUACAAUCAGGGCUAUGCUCGAGAACCUAGUCCGCAUCGACAGGAAAUGCCUCUCUCGCAGCUGCCCUCGCGCAAUUCUUACGGCUCUUCGUUUGCUCUUGCUGCUGGAGCCGCCACACCUGGUGCUGCCACCCCAACUGGUUCACCAGGUCCAAGAUCCUCGGCCUUUUCUGGUAGAAGCAUACCACUCGACGACUACAACGGAGGUUCCCAUCACCCCAUGUCAUACUCGCAGUACCAAGAUUCUCCCUACCAGACCCCCUACAACCAGUCGGUCAAUUCGACCAACAUCAUGAGCCAUGCAAGUAUCAAUCCCAACAACAUCCUUGACGACGGCGACGAAGACUUACCCAAUGCUCAACAGAGACCGGGUCAAUCGAAGGGCAACAGCAACCUAGGACCUACAGCUGCCGCCGCGGGUACUGCUGGUGCGCUGGGCGGUCUGUUUGGCCGGAAAGCAAAGAACGUAACCUCGAGUGGCACAUACGACCCUGUUGGUGCUGGCUCGAAAGCGGAGAAAAGUGCCUGGUUAGCAUCACAGACCAAGGGCAAGCGGAAGAUGAGAUGGUGGGUCGGUGUUGCAAUUGGCCUGGUAAUCGUCCUGGCCAUCGUUGCCGGCAUUGUUGGAGGUGUACUGGGGACUCGCAACUCCGACAGCUCCAGUGGCUCUUCCAGCGGCGACACCAACAAUGCAGACUCAGACACUGCAGCCAAUGGAGACUUGGGCAAAGACUCGGCAGAAAUCCAGGCGUUGAUGAACAACAAAGAUCUCCACAAAGUCUUCCCAGGUAUAGACUAUACUCCAUGGGGCACUCAAUACCCGUUGUGUUUCACCUACCCUCCUUCUCAAAACAAUGUCACACGAGAUAUGGCAGUGCUCUCGCAAUUGACAAAUGUUGUCCGUCUCUACGGUACCGACUGCAAUCAAACAGAGAUGGUGCUGCACGCGAUCGAUCGACUGGAGUUGUCCGACAUGAAAGUGUGGAUGGGAGUUUGGAUAGAUACUAACCAAACCACGACCAACCGGCAGGUGGACCAGAUGUACAAGAUCCUGGCAGACACAAAAGACCUUUCAAUUUUCAAGGGCGUUAUUGUCGGUAACGAAGCUCUCUACCGGGCUGGCGAAGACAAGUCCAAAUCAGAACAAGAACUGAUCGACAUCUUGACCAACGUCAGAUCACAAUUCAAGACAAAAGGCUACGAUCUGCCAAUUGCCACAUCCGACUUGGGAGAUAAUUGGAAUGCACAACUUGUCCAGGUUGUGGACUAUGUCAUGUCCAAUAUUCACCCAUUCUUUGCUGGAGUCACGGCUGAUGUGGCUGCUGGUUGGACGUGGGACUUCUGGCAAACUCAUGAUGUGGUUCUGACCGAGAGUUUGCCAGAUGUCAAGCAGCUCAUCAGUGAGACUGGUUGGCCCAGUGCUGGUGGAGAAGAUUGUGGCGGCAGCACUGGAGACUGCACUGCCGGACAGAGCGGGUCUGUUGCUAGUGUUGAUGGUAUGAAUACUUUUAUGAACGACUGGGUCUGUCAAGCAUUGUCCAAUGGUACGGAAUAUUUUUGGUUUGAAGCGUUUGAUGAGCCUUGGAAAGAGAUUUAUAAUACCCCUGGCAAGGACUGGGAAGACAAAUGGGGUUUGAUGGAUCCAGGACGCAACUUGAAAAGUGGUCUGAAAAUCCCAGAUUGUGGUGGGAAGACUGUGAGUUCGUGAAAUGAAGGGCCUUUGAUCACUAUUGGGUAUGGAUGAUUUCAGAACAAGUUCUGGACCAUGACAAUGCUGCUUGGGCACGGCUUCAGCAUUCCAUCGCAACAGGUUGGGCAUGAGUGCUGGGAUGCAUUUCUGUUUAGCGGGCCCUCACUAGGCCAUUGAAUAUGUGUUUUCAUGAAAGGUGGAAGAUGACAGUACUUCCCCGUCUUCUGAACAUCCCCCAAGGGAGGGCGGUUAGCUGUUUCAAGCAUCAAAAAGUCCGGCUGGCAGAUAAUGCAUGGACCUUUCGGGGCCCUGAGGACGAGGCAGAUUUUGGCGGACUUAGCAAGCAUGAGGAUGAAAAAUGUAUAUUAUGUCGGAGGUGGAUCAAUAUGAUACUGGACAAUUGUUGGCGUGAUAUAAGAAACACAGACAGCCAUACCACGUUUUAUUUUUC
Exophiala xenobiotica is the source of this 3105-nucleotide messenger RNA. RefSeq lists its product as uncharacterized. Gene Ontology annotation, molecular function: glucan endo-1,3-beta-D-glucosidase activity; 1,3-beta-glucanosyltransferase activity. The coding region runs from base 435 to 2672 and encodes 745 amino acids. Gene Ontology annotation, biological process: cell wall organization; carbohydrate metabolic process. Gene Ontology annotation, cellular component: cell surface; fungal-type cell wall; extracellular region. The record is from RefSeq and is a predicted model, not a curated record. Lineage: Eukaryota; Fungi; Ascomycota; Eurotiomycetes; Chaetothyriales; Herpotrichiellaceae. The transcript has 2 exons.